AUACCAUUAACCACAGAGGGGAGACUCAUAUUUGAACCAAGACCCCGCAUUACACUGUAGAACUGCAGUGAGCUGGAGUGUACUGAAUGGUGUAGCAUCAAUACUGUCUAUGAGGGUGGGGUCCAGCUGCGCUGAUACCUCUUACAGCGAGAGAGCUCAAGAUUGAGGGAGACAGGAGAAGAGGACAGAGGGAGAGAUUGUACCAGGAGAGGAAGACAACAAGGGAUGAAAGGAGAUACUCCUGUGAAUAGCACCAUGAGCGUGGGCCAGGCAAGGAAGCUAGUGGAACAACUGAAGAUUGAAGCCAGUAUGUGCCGGAUCAAGGUGUCCAAGGCUGCUGCAGACUUGAUGGCGUACUGCGAUGCCCAUGUGUGUGAGGAUCCCCUCAUCACCCCCGUGCCCACAUCUGAAAACCCCUUCAGGGAGAAGAAGUUCUUUUGUGCCCUGCUCUGAGAGACACACACUUUGAUGCCAGAUAAACACAUAUACAGACACGCCAAAUCACUGAAUGCAGAGGCCAAAAGCAGACAUGGCCACCAGGUAACAUACAUACAGACGUGCGUACGGAUAAACCACAUUUAAGAAGAGAAAAAAUGGGAGGGGAUUCAGGGGCUGAUGAACACACAGAAAACAUUUGUAUAAUUAUUUGCAACUUUGAUACUAUGUACACACAGGUUCAACAUAAUUUUGCCAAGUAUUAUUUUUUAAAUUGUCUUUUGUUUUAGGUCUGAAGGGCUGAAAUACACAGAGAAAUGUUACGUUUUUGCAAUUGAAAACUGUUGACAGAUAGCAUAUACCUUUAUUUUGUUUAGGCUUGCAAGACCAAAAGGCUCACAGAAGGACUAUGAAUGAAUGCACAGCAAGACAAAUCUACUGAAAGUAAAAAAAAAGAAGAAAUGCAAGGAAUAAUUAGAGGAAAUAAAUAAAUAACUAUGAUUGGCAUAAUCAUUCAAAUUCAUUUAUUCCUUGAAGAAAACACAACUCUUUCUUAAGAGUCUUGCUGUGGUAAUUUCCAUUACAUAUUUAUACCAAACUGCAAUGGAAAACACUGAAUAUAUGUGGUCGGUGUGAGUGUGUGAAGGGCCAGGGGUAGAUGAGGGGACUGUGAGUGUUUUGGUAAAGCAUUUGUUAUGAAAAAAUAUAUGAUAAUAAACACUCCAGUAACCACAA
Anguilla anguilla (European eel) is the source of this 1170-nucleotide messenger RNA. RefSeq names its product guanine nucleotide-binding protein G(I)/G(S)/G(O) subunit gamma-3-like. Bases 226 to 453 code for a protein of 75 amino acids. Gene Ontology annotation, biological process: G protein-coupled receptor signaling pathway. Gene Ontology annotation, molecular function: G-protein beta-subunit binding. The record is from RefSeq and is a predicted model, not a curated record. NCBI's taxonomy places the organism in Eukaryota, Metazoa, Chordata, Actinopteri, Anguilliformes, Anguillidae. The transcript is spliced from 3 exons. Gene Ontology annotation, cellular component: heterotrimeric G-protein complex.